AUGGCCCCGAGCGCGUCGAUGCUGUUCCUGAGCUACCACCAGCUCCACCACGGCCCCGCCGACGCGCCACACGGCAAGGACGGCGCCGGCGCCGGCACCGGCGGCUUCAGGUUCGGCCUUGGCAAUGUCUUCUUCUCCCUCGGCGUCCUGGCGCCGAAGCGGCGGGAUGCGGCGGGGCACGAAGGGAAGGAGAGGCCGCGUCGGGCCGGCGGCGAGGAGGAGGAGGAGGAUGAGCCCGCCACGCUGGCGAGCAAGUUCGACGAGGCCGGGGACAUGGUUUACAGCUGUGGGCUGGCCACCAGUGCUGAAUCCGGCGGACAGCAGAGGAUUCGGCCCACAGCUCUAACUGGGCCCGUGGGCCACCAGAAAUUCUCCCCCAAACUUUACUUAACCCCCUGCCCAACCGCGAAAAAAAGAACUCGACACCCCCAAGGCCUCACCCAACCUCUGCCACUGCCGCUUCCCCCGGCGUUCGUUGCCCCCUCCGACCAGCCGGCGCACCCCGCACUGCACGCCAUGAAGGCUGUAAGGAAUGAGAGUGAUUUACAGUGUGUAAAUGUCCCACCAAAGUUUCGUACCAUGAACUCGUUUUGGAAGUACUACUCUGGGCAAGCAGUUGCCCCAUACCCAACUAUCUUCAUCGGCGGGAAUCAUGAAGCAGCCAAUUAUUUGUGGGAACUGUACUAUGGAGGAUGGGCAGCACCUAACAUCUACUUCUUGGGGUUUGCUGGACACCAUGAGAGGCCUCCAUACGAUAAUGCUACUAUACGAUCAGUGUACCAUGUAAGGCAUUACGAUGUUCUCAAGCUAAUGCAUGUGAAGGAGCCUCUAGAUAUAUUCAUGUCACAUGACUGGCCUCUUGGCAUUACUGAAUAUGGAAACCGGGAGAGGCUCCUUCGAGAGAAACCGUUCUUCAAAGAAGAGGUCAACGAGAGAACAUUAGGCAGUGAAUCUGCAGCAAAAUUACUGAACAAAUUAAAACCACCGUACUGGUUUUCAGCUCAUCUUCAUUGUAGAUUUCCAGCUAUCAUUCAACAUGGUGAGGAUGGACCUACGACUAAGUUUCUUGCUCUUGAUAAGUGCCUUCCCGGGCGGAAUUUUUUGCAGGUAAUAGACAUUCCAUCCAAUCCGGGACCAUAUGAAAUUCAGUAUGAUGAAGAAUGGCUUGCAAUAACACGGAGAUUCAAUAGUGCUUUCCCCUUAACUCGGAUGCCGUGUACAAUUCGGAAUGAAGAACUUGAUAUUGAAGAUGACCGGCAGUGGGUUAGGAGCAAGUUGAAUGCUAGAGGGGCUAAGACAUUUGAUUUUGUCCAGACUGCUCCACCUUAUGAUCCGUCCAGACCAGUUUAUAAUCCCCCCAUAGCAGUUCCUUGCAGAAACCCACAAACUGAAUCAUUUCUCCAGUUUUUAGAACUCCCAUAUCUGCUGGACUCGUCUAAUCCUGGCGGUGCUGAUAUAAACGUAUCGAGCUCUCAGGCAGCACCUGCACUUGACAACGACGACAUAGAGCUCCCCGAUGAAGUUGAAGACGACGAAGAUGAUGAGGAGUGA
Molecule: messenger RNA, 1551 nt
Organism: Triticum turgidum subsp. durum (durum wheat)
Lineage: Eukaryota; Viridiplantae; Streptophyta; Magnoliopsida; Poales; Poaceae
Source: the annotation of a GenBank genome assembly